This is a messenger RNA of Oncorhynchus keta (chum salmon), 4926 nucleotides long. RefSeq names its product plastin-3. NCBI's taxonomy places the organism in Eukaryota, Metazoa, Chordata, Actinopteri, Salmoniformes, Salmonidae. The transcript is spliced from 16 exons. The record is from RefSeq and is a predicted model, not a curated record. Bases 213 to 2084 code for a protein of 623 amino acids. Gene Ontology annotation, molecular function: actin filament binding; calcium ion binding. Gene Ontology annotation, biological process: actin filament bundle assembly; actin filament network formation. Gene Ontology annotation, cellular component: actin filament bundle; cytoplasm; actin filament.
AACGGUAGGGUUGGAAUGUUCUGGCUACUCUGAACACCUAAUGGGUCGUCAGCGGGCGGGGAUAACAUUCCACCCGCUCACUUUUCCGUGCCUUGCUGGAUGAGGGAGGAAGUCUCUGGGCUCGAGCUGGACGUUUUGUGGAAUUUGGGGGGCAUCUAGUUAGCUAAAGACCCACCUCUCUUGACUGACCACCUUCAGUCAUUUCCAUCAACAUGGCAGGAAAGAUCUCCAAAGACGAGCUGGAGGAGCUGCGAGAGGCGUUUGGCAAAAUUGACCUCGAUGGCAAUGGAUCCAUCUGUGACUAUGAGCUCCAUGAACUGUUCAAGGAGGCCAACCUUCCACUGCCUGGCUACAAAGUCAGGGAGAUCAUUCAGAAGCUGGAUCGCAACAAGGACAACAAGAUCAGCUUUGAUGAGUUUCUGUCGAUAUUCCAGGAGUUGAAGAGCAGUGACAUUGCCAAAAGCUUCCGCAAGGCCAUUAACAGGAAGGAGGGGAUCCUGGCCAUUGGGGGUACAUCUACGCAGUCCAGUGAGGGCACGCAACACUCCUUCUCUGAGGAGGAGCGGUACGCGUUUGUUAACUGGCUCAACACAGCGCUGGAGAAUGACCCUGACUGCAAGCAUGCCCUGCCCAUGGACCCCAACUCAGAUUCCCUCUUCAAGGCCAUGGGCGACGGCAUCGUUCUCUGUAAAAUGAUCAACCUGUCGGUGCCAGACACAAUUGACGAGAGGACCAUAAACAAGAAGAAGUUGACACCGUUCACAAUACAGGAGAAUCUGAACCUGGCUCUGAACUCGGCCUCUGCUAUUGGCUGCCACGUGGUGAACAUCGGGGCUCUGGACCUAAGGGAGGGGAAGCCCCACCUGGUACUGGGCCUGCUGUGGCAGAUCAUCAAGAUCGGCCUUUUUGCUGACAUUGAGCUCAGCCGAAAUGAAGCCCUGGCUGCUCUGCUGAGAGAUGGAGAGACCCUGGAGGACCUGAUGAAGUUGUCUCCAGAGGAGCUGCUGUUGCGCUGGGCUAACUUUCACCUGGAGAACGCUGGCUGGCAGAAGAUCAAUAACUUCAGCUCCGACAUUAAGGACUCCAGAGCCUAUUUCCACCUUCUCAACCAAAUUUCCCCCAAAGGCACAGAGGAAGAUCAACCACGCAUAGACAUCAGCAUGGCAGGCUUCAGUGAGAAGGAUGACCUGAAAAGGGCAGAGAACAUGCUUCAGCAGGCUGACAGGUUGGGCUGUCGACAGUUUGUCACCCCAGCUGACGUCGUCGCCGGCAACCCCAAACUCAACCUGGCCUUUGUGGCCAAUCUCUUCAACAAGUACCCAUCUCUCACCAAGCCUGAGGGAGAGGACAUCGACUGGGGGCUGCUGGAAGGUGAGACACGAGAAGAAAGAACAUUCCGGAACUGGAUGAAUUCCCUGGGUGUAAACCCACAUGUCAAUCAUCUGUAUGGAGACCUAGCGGACGCCUUGGUCAUCCUCCAACUUUAUGAAAAGAUCAAAGUGCCCGUCGACUGGACCAACAAAGUCAACAAACCACCAUAUCCCAAGAUUGGUACCAACAUGAAAAAGUUGGAGAACUGCAACUAUGCGGUGGAGCUGGGGAAGACGACGGCGAAGUUCUCUCUCGUUGGCAUCGGUGGGCAGGACCUGAACGAUGGCAAUGCCACCCUGACGCUAGCCCUGGUGUGGCAGCUGAUGAGGAGAUAUACGCUGAAUGUACUGGAGGACUUAGGAGAUGGACAAAAAGCUAAUGAUGACAUCAUUGUUAAAUGGGUCAAUACAACCUUGUCAGAGGCAGGGAAAACGACCAAGAUCUCAAGCUUCAAGGACAAAGAGAUCAGCACCAGUUUACCAGUGGUGGACCUGAUUGAUGCCAUCCAACCUGGAAGCAUCAGCUACGACCUGGUCAAGACUGGUAGCCUCUCAGCUGAGGACAAGCUGGAGAACGCCAAAUAUGCCGUCUCCAUGGCGAGGAAGAUCGGCGCGCGUGUCUACGCUCUCCCAGACGACCUGGUGGAGGUCAAGCCCAAGAUGGUGAUGACCGUGUUCGCCUGCUUGAUGGGCCGGGGGAUGAAGAGGGCUUAACGGACUGGUUGUGCCACUUUGGCAUUCCCACACAACUACCCACAAGCCUUUUGCUUUAUUAAGGGCCACCCGGGAAUGAAGAAAGACAUGUGGAAGAAAAUUGUUACCAAUAGACAUUUAGUUUUUAGUUUUUUUUCAAUCGGUUUUGUGCUUUUUUUCACGUGUGUGUGGUACAUUUUCACAACUUUUUGUACAAAACUCUAAACACAGCAUCAUGAUAUCUUCUCAACUUAGUUAUUUUAACAACCAGUUAAUCCAUUAGUAAACAUGCAAGAUACAUGUUUCAAAAUUGCCCUUUAAAUGUAGUAUGCUACAGCACAUUACACUGUUUUCACAUUAGGGAAUACACUUACAUUACCCAUCAACAUUUACUGAAAAUCAAAUUUCUAUUUAAUGUGUGUUCAUUCUUUCAGUCAUUGAUGCAAAAUAUAAAUUUAUUGUUCAGAUAUAAUUACACUAGGUCUACUGUAAUCAAAUGAAACAAAUUAAAUUAAUGAAAGAAACAAUGUUUUGCAGGCACGAGUUUGCAUCAAGCCAGUUUUAAACAGUUGACCAUAGGUUCUCAUCAACACAGUAAAUGUCCUCAUUGUUCAUGCACCUGGGGGAAAAACCUGUUGACAUGGUGAAUCCAAGCCUGACAUUGAUCUGGAUUGAUGUCAUUGCAUGCCUCAUUCAUGGCCUGAAGGAGGGUGGCACACUCAUGGGGAUGGCAAUCAUACACCUUCCACCUGUAUUCUAAUAUUGUAUUGUACUUGUGUUCUAUUGGCCCUAUGUGGCUCAGUAAGAGCAUGGCACUAGCAACACCGCAGAGUUUUUGGUUCAAUUCCUACUGGGGUCACAGGAAAAUGUGUUGACUCACUGUUGCCACUUUGGAUAAAAGUGCCUGCUCUACAUAAAUGGCAUAUUAUGAAUUAGUAUUGUAUUGACCAAUGCAAUUAUAGUAAAGCGGUGUAACCCCUCCCCCCAAUCAAAAAGACCCCUGUAAUUUUGGGUACAUGUUCAGGGCAGUGGUGAGCAACAUACGGCCUGUGGAAAAUAAUGGACCCUUUUCUGGCCGGCAAAUAGCUUUCGACAAAAAAAUAGGUCCUGGGGGGGAAAUCUGCGGCAUUCAGCUGAAUUAAAAUAAAACAAAUCUCAAUAUGGCCCUCGAGACAAUUAUUUAGGGGAUUCAAUUGUUACAAACAGUACAUAUCUGGUCUUGUAUAUUGUGUUUUUUUACUUACUCUGAAGUAAAAUAAAGGGUCACCAUCAUAAUAUAUUUAAUCAAUAAGGCAUGAACAGGUGUGGUAUAUGGCCAGUAUACCACAGCUAAGGGCUGUUCUUGUGCACAACUCAUCGCCGAGUGCCUGGACACAGCCCCUAGCCGUGGUAUAUUGGCCAAAUACCACAAAUCCCCGAGGUGCCUUGUUGCUAUUAUAAACUGGUUACCAAUGUAUUUCAGAGCAGUAACAAAUGUUUUUUCAUACUUGUGGUAUGCGGUCUGAUACCACGGCUGUCAGCCAAUCAACAUUCAGGGCUCGAACCACCCAGUUUAUAAUACAUUAUAUAUCAUACUUUAUGUUCAUACUUUACAAACAUUUUCAUGGUGUAGUUCUCAAUCUAGUAGACAAACCAGUUUAAACUCUACAGGUUUACCAAAUGGUUAAGUGAUUAUCAAUUGAGACCAUUCGGAUUAGGUAAGAGUAAAAAAUACAAUCAUAUCAAAAGUAACGUGAGCAUUGUAUUGUGAAAAGAAUGUACUUUAUUUGAACGUAUUGCAAUGUAAGACUUAUUUAUUUCUAGAUGAAACACUGAUUUAAGUUUUAUGAAAAGGUGAAUGUGUGUUGUACUUAGUCAGUUGAAUUUGUGCAUAGUUUAAAAACUGCCUUUUUGAUCAUCUGUUUUGUACUAAGCGUUGUGAAAAUGUAUCACAUACUUGUGAAAAUUGCACCAAAGUGAUUGAAAAAAAACUGUAACACUGCAAUCAAAAACCUAAAAUUUCAACCUUGUUUUGAACGGAGGUAUGUAUACUACAAAAUAUUGUGCAGUCUUAUUUGCGGUAAGCCCAUAACAUAAAGUUACUGAAGAACACUAUGCCUCGUGUUACAGAGGACAACUUCCUAUGUUACUUUUCGAUAUGCAACACUAUCUCAAUUCAUGUUUCAGAAUGCUGUAUGGUAUAAGUAUGUAUGUAUUUUUCCAGUUAACAGGUUGUGUUUCUGAGUAGUUCUACUCCGGUUGAUUAUGUUACAAUUAUAUCCUUGAUGUGUACACUAUAUAAUACAUAAUCAUAUCAUCCCUUACACAGUGGAUAACAAUAUUUAACUUGGACAAACUGAAAUGGUGGUGGUUUAGGUGUUGCACCUGAACUUUCUCCUCUCCCUUAUUGAAAUGCAUGCAUAUCUUAAUAGCUUGUCUUCUCAACAGCUGCAUAUCUACGGAAGCCAUAAGGUCAAACCUUAGUAAUGACCAAACCUGAAGGGUAUUCUCUGUAUUCCUGUAUUUACUUUAUUUUGGGGGGAUUAUGGUAGAUAGCUAGUAAACUGAGAGCAGCUGGGUGUCUGUCUGGCUUUUUCCUAUUGUGCUAUUUGUAUGUCUUAUUACUCUGGAAGAAACCAAGGGAGCUCACUUGACAGUUCGGUUUCCCUGGUUGUGCAGUAUCUUUUAAUGCCAACUUCUGAUGCGCAUUUGUUUCCUCUUUUCUUUUGUAUUCAACAUUACCAAAAAAAUAGCCUAAACUAUUUCUGCCUUGCAGAUAGCUUCAUUAUAUUCCAUAGUUACCGUACCAUUGCAUUUUGGUCUCAUGUGUAUAUGUUUACUCUGAAGUGCUUUAUACAAAUAAUAAAGAAGAAAAUGAACAAUG